AUGAAUACAAUGGGAAAUGCCACGCCCACGAACCGUACGGCUCCAAGCCCUCUCAGCUGUACUGCCUGUCGUCAACCUGGCAUUCAAUGUGUCACUCCAACUCGUGCCCGCGCAGAACGGACCAGCAGAAAAGCUAUAGUAGUGGCUCGUGAUUCCGAGCUCUUGCGUCGUAUCCACCGUUUAGAAAACCUGUUAAGCACCAGCAAUUUGGCAAAAUCUUUAGCUUUGACGGCCGAUGGAAAAGAGUCUCAGGUCCAAUUGACUGAAGAAGCUCGAAAUAGUGUACUAUCUACUCAUGCCAAGCGCGAUGAUGGGCCUCAUCUUGUGCCACAAACAGAACGUGCCGAUGAGCAGUACGCAUUUUUCAUCAAGCAACAAGGAAACGAAGUUCGUUACCGCAGUGGGGAAUUCUGGACAAGUCUAGGAGAUGAGGUCUCUGGAAUCCGCCAGCUGUUGGAGAGCCAACCCGAGGAGGAAGAUGAGCUUCAAGAUUCGAACUUGAGCACUGUGAGCAUCAGCAACACUACACCACAGUUGGUUUUUGGUUAUCCAGAUAGCAAAGCUAUACCAGAUCCUAUUUAUCCUUCCGAUCCCGAGAGAGAGAGGCUCUUUCACUUUUACUUCACCAAUAUCGACCCCAUUUGCAAGAUAUUACACAGGCCCAGUAUUUCUUUUCACUUGCUAGGUACGAAGGAUCUCCUUGACGAUAGGGGGCGGUUCAAAUUUUCUAGUAUCGAUGCCAUUACUUUUUCGAUGUACUUUGCAGCCGUGAUGAGUAUGACUCCUGAAGAAUGCUUGAAGAACUUCAGUCAAGACAAGGACAUAUUACUUGCACAGUUUCAGCAGAGUGCAGAGGUAGCAUUGAUGAGGGCGGAUUUUAUGGACACUACGGACAUCGUCACCUUGCAAGCGUUUGUUCUCUAUAUUAUGACCUUGCGCUUCCAAAAUAAAAACCGAUCAAGCUGGGCCUUGAUCGGCCUUGCAAUUCGCAUCGCUCAUUCCCAAAGACUUCACAUAGACCCAGACUGUUCUACCAGAGGUACAUUUGAAAUAGAGCUGCGCCGCCGGCUUUGGUGGCAGCUUAUUAUACUUGACAUGAGAGGUGCUGAAGAUCGUGGGACCGAGCCUAUGAUCCUGGAGAGCUCCUACACUACUUUAAUGCCGAGUAAUUGCAACGACGUUGAACUGGAAUUUAAGUUGGGAAGUCUCAACCCCGAGGAAUGUGCAAGUCAAUGUUCUCUGGUAGAUAAGGCAGGAAUCACGGAGAUGACGUUCGGCUUGAUGUGCAUGCACAUGACAGUCGUAUUUCGGAAGCUCAAUUUCGUAACACUCACGAGAGAACCGCGACUUACACUCCAGGAUAAGGAAGCACUGGUAAAGGAGUGUGCCAACAAACUCGAAACGAAGUAUUUGGCUGGAUGCGACCCCACUGAUAAAUCAGUCUGGAUCAUCUACAUGUUCGGUCGACUUCUCAUUCUCAAACUCUGGCUCUCCAUUCAUUAUCCUCUACACGUCCAAGCUGCUGGUACAGUAGCGGGAUCUCGGCAACAAAGUCUUCAAGACGCCAUAUCUUUCCUUACUAUCUCUGAUCUUAUUGAAGAAAACAGUUUUGCUUCGGGCUUGCACUUGUUUUUCGCAAGAAAUGUUCCAUGGCAUGCUGUGGCAGUCAUGUUAGCGGAACUAUUAAGAGAGCCUCGAGGGCCUCUCGCAGAUCAAGCUUGGGCUAUUAUCGACAAGAGUUUUACAAAAUGGAGCAAUCGUAUGGAUGGGGCAAGGGAUGGUAUGCCGUGGCGCCCAAUGAAGAUCUUGCUGGAAAAGGCUCAAACAGCAAGGCUACAAUCUGCCCCAGCUAUGGCAACUCCUGAUAAUCUGCAAGCUGCACUACCAUGCAAUCCAAGUUGGAAAAACGCCCAUCUCGUACCAGAACUGACAGAUCUCAGUCUAGAGACCAAUCGGACCUACACAUAUACUCACGAUACGUUCCAAGAACAAAAUUUCAUGGAUCAGUCACAUCAACCCUUGGGAUUCGACGCAUUUCCAGUGGUAGAUAAGUCUCUGUCUCGCACAAGCCUUGAGAUUACAGAUAUCCCUAUCAAUUGGGAUGACUGGAACGAAUUCAUAUACGAUUCAAACAAAGACGGGGCUGAUAAAAAUGAUUCAUUUUGGGGAAUGGCAAUGCAAAUGUAA
Venustampulla echinocandica is the source of this 2187-nucleotide messenger RNA. RefSeq lists its product as uncharacterized. The record is from RefSeq and is a predicted model, not a curated record. NCBI's taxonomy places the organism in Eukaryota, Fungi, Ascomycota, Leotiomycetes, Helotiales, Pleuroascaceae. Gene Ontology annotation, molecular function: DNA binding; zinc ion binding. Gene Ontology annotation, biological process: DNA-templated transcription. The coding region runs from base 1 to 2187 and encodes 728 amino acids. The transcript is spliced from 3 exons.